AUGAAUGACAACUUCUCCGCAUUGAUUAUUACACCAAGCGUUAUUGUUUCGGACACAGACAUAAAUACCUUUUAUAGUAAUUGCGGAACUUCAAUCAUUUUCAAUGAUUCAAUGACCAUUCAUGCUGUUAGAGGAACUAAAAUUUGA
Messenger RNA from Funneliformis caledonium, 147 nucleotides. Lineage: Eukaryota; Fungi; Glomeromycota; Glomeromycetes; Glomerales; Glomeraceae. The record is from the annotation of a GenBank genome assembly.